Molecule: messenger RNA, 2212 nt
Organism: Lampris incognitus (smalleye Pacific opah)
Lineage: Eukaryota; Metazoa; Chordata; Actinopteri; Lampriformes; Lampridae
Product: matrix remodeling-associated protein 8-like
Exons: 11
Coding region: 123-1256 (377 amino acids)
Biological process (GO): establishment of glial blood-brain barrier; cell adhesion
Cellular component (GO): membrane; cell surface
Source: RefSeq, a predicted model, not a curated record
GGGCCUUUCUCUUCACCACAGUGUCAGGCCAGUCUGACAGCAGCAGCAGUGUGGUGGUUGCCGGUUACAACGUGAGUGCCCCCGCUGGGUCGCAAGUGGUACUGCAGUGUGUGAGUGGCCGAAUGGUGUGGACCAGGGACCGGCUGAAUGACAGACAGCGAGUGGUCCACUGGGACCUGUACCAUGCCAGGCCGGAAUAUGCCAUGGAGAGGGUGGCGGACAUGUUCUCUACGGGGGACCAGAGAAUCUAUAACUCCUACAACCAGGGCCGGGUCAGCCUAAGCCAGGCAGCCUUCAAGGAUGGAAACUUCUCCCUGGUCAUUCGAGAAGUGACCAUGAAUGACAGAGGGAUAUACUCCUGCAACCUCCACCACCACUACUGCCAUCUGUACGAGACCAUCAGAGUACAGCUCAACGUCACCAAGUCACGCCGUAAGGAGCAGCGGUUCUGGGACGGGCAGAAGGCGGUGUAUGUGGUGUUGCUGGGAAGCACGGUGGUGCUGCCGUGCGUCAACCGCCGCAGCGUGUGGACCGACGGCAGCAACGAGGAAGAGCAGCAGGUGGUCCACUGGGACCGCCAGUCGCCGGGGAUCCGUCACGACCGCGCGGACCGGCUGGUGGACCUGUACGCCUCGGGGGAGCAGCGCAGCUACGGACCCCUGUUCCUCCAGAAGAAGAUGAACAUCAGCAGCCAGGCCUUCUCCCAGGGAGACUUCUCGCUCACCAUAUCAGACCUGCAGCCAGCAGACCGGGGGGUGUACUCAUGCCAUCUUCAUCAUCACUACUGUGGUCUUCAUGAGAGGAGGGAGUUCCAGCUGAUGGUGGAACCACCCCCAGUCCAGACCACCCCACCACCCAGAGCCUUGCCCAGUGAAGACAAAGACACCACAAAGGCAGAGGCACCGCGAGUCAUCAACGUCAUCCUGCCCGACCAGAGACACCACUUCCUGCUGCCACUGGGCUACGUCCUGACCUCCUUUCUGCUCCUGGCCUUCAUCAUCCUCAUCAUCAUCCUCAUCACACGCCGGCGCAAAACCAGUGAUUUUUACCCACAGACAUCGAUAAGGUCCGUCAGAAGUCACAGCAGUCACAGCAGGAGUGAUGAGUUCGAGAUGGAGGUGACGGAGGUGAAGGCCUCUCCCCAGGAGGAGAGAUCAUUCGACUACAAGAACAACCUGCUGAAGGAGAAGGUUCAGAUAAACACUCUGCCUAAAGUCAUCGAUCUUGAUAAAGAAAUGGAGAAAUUUCGGAAAUGAGCGCGUGACAAAAGCAAUACAGCGGAUGAGAAGGGGGGGGGGCGCUGCUGGCUGGUCCAGAGGCUGGUUUCCAACCCAAACAAAUGCACAUUACCUCCACCUAGCGGCUGAAGUAAAGCUAGCACACACGAAAGAGCGAGCGAGAGAAUGGGACAAGGAGGCUCUAAAUCCCCCUCCAACUUUUGACUUUACAACAAACGGAGACGCGCCCGGACAACUCGCAGCAAGAGGCCUCGUUUUUUUUUUGUUUUUUUUUCUCCAACCAGUAUCGAAGAGCAUGUAAAAUUUGCACGCGUUUAACAGAAAUCGUAUCGUCCUUAUUUGACUUCAACUGAAAAAUGAAAAUAGGGGACAGGACCAUUGUGCACCAGCACUGUCUCGCUACCCAAAAAGACCUUUUAAAACAGCUUUCUAACUGUUGGUAAUGUUCUGUACGAACAGUCAGUGUUUACAUGGUACUUGAACCGAAUUCAGCCCGUCUCGCUAUGUAAAUGUUUAUUUAAACAUGUGCAGAGAGCCCCUAUUGCGGACCACACACACACACCGUCUGGUUUUGCAUCGCCCUCUUUGAGUCAAGGAAAGGGCUGGGUUUCAAAUAAACAAAUGAUCUGUAAAUGUUGUCUUGAGACAAUCCUCGAGGGAAAACGACAUGAGAUGUCCUUCCUUCCUUUCUUUUUUUGUUGUUGUUCUACGUUGUUAUUACGCGUUUCUUUCCCCAUUUCAUCUUAGCUUGACCGGUUGGGAUGAAAGGUCCUACUUGCACAGCAAAAUAUAUCUUCAUAGCUGCUUACUGAAGGUUAGGAAGCACCCUGCGAAAUGAAGCUGUCUUUGUGAGCAGGUUUUAUUCCGAUGCACAUAAUAAACCGUGUAUGUUUUUUCUCUGUAUGGGUUAAUUUUUUUUUUGGAGAAAAUAUUAAACUUUCAUGCUUGAAACUCACUUUUACCUGCAAGCUCUU